AUGCCCAUCGAACCCCCCAAAUCCGACUCCCUCAAGGAGCUCUUCAGCCUCAAAGGCAAAGUCGUCGUCGUCACCGGCGCCUCGGGCCCCACCGGCAUCGGCACCGAAGCCGCGCGCGGGUGCGCCGAAAUGGGCGCCGACGUCGCCAUCACCUACUCCUCCCGGGCCGAAGGCGGGAUCAAGAACGCCAAGGAGCUCGAGGAGAAGUACGGCGCCAAGGCCAAAGCCUACAAGUGCGACGUGGGCUCCUACGCCGACGUGGAGAAGCUGAUCAGCAGCGUCAUCGCCGACUUCGGGCGCAUCGACGUCUUCAUCGCCAACGCGGGCCGGACGGCCGACGCCGGCAUCCUGGACUCGAGCGUCGAGGCGUGGAACGAGGUCAUCACGACGGACCUGACGGGCACCUUCAACUGCGCCCGCGCCGUCGGCCUGCACUUCCGCGAGCGCAAGACGGGCUCCCUCGUCAUCACCGCCAGCAUGUCCGGCCACAUCGCCAACUACCCGCAGGAGCAGACGUCCUACAACGUCGCCAAGGCCGGCUGCAUCCACCUGACCAAGUCCCUGGCGAACGAGUGGCGCGACUUCGCCCGCGUCAACUGCAUCUCCCCCGGCUACAUCGACACGGGCCUCUCCGACUUUGUCGACCAGAAGGUCCAGCAGAUGUGGCAUGACAUGAUCCCGCUCGGCCGCGACGCCAAGGCCAAGGAGCUCAAGGGCGCCUAUGUUUACUUGGCGAGCGACGCCAGUUCGUACACGACGGGGGCUGAUAUCGUCAUUGAUGGCGGGUACACUACGAGGUAG
Letharia columbiana is the source of this 801-nucleotide messenger RNA. RefSeq lists its product as uncharacterized. Gene Ontology annotation, molecular function: oxidoreductase activity, acting on NAD(P)H, oxygen as acceptor. Bases 1 to 801 code for a protein of 266 amino acids. Lineage: Eukaryota; Fungi; Ascomycota; Lecanoromycetes; Lecanorales; Parmeliaceae. The record is from RefSeq and is a predicted model, not a curated record. Gene Ontology annotation, cellular component: intracellular anatomical structure. The transcript has a single exon.